Paramecium sonneborni is the source of this 547-nucleotide messenger RNA. NCBI's taxonomy places the organism in Eukaryota, Ciliophora, Oligohymenophorea, Peniculida, Parameciidae. The record is from the annotation of a GenBank genome assembly.
AUGGAAUAAUUACUUGUAAUUUAACCUGAAAAUAUACUGAAAUUUAAGUUCGAAAAUAAUUAGUAUAUUGCAAGAAUCGUUUUACAGAAUGUUUCAGCAAUUUUUGUAGCUUUUAAAAUUAGAUUAAGCAAUCAAAAUGAUUAUAGAGUUAAACCAAGCAUAGGAGUUUUAAGAGCAGGCAAUAGUGUAAAAUUGUAAUUAACAACUGAAAAUGCAAUUAGUAUUAAUAUAGAUCGUGUUUAGAUAAUGGCUGGAUCUAUAUCUAAUAAUGAAGUAUAACUCAAUCAAUAAGCAGGAUGUAAUCUAAUUUCUCAAAAAAUAACAGAGAUUGAAUUAAAAAAUCCUAAAAUGUUGUAUUGAACAACCUUCAUUUUUAUGAUCUACUGUUUAUAAAUGUACUAUUUUCCCAUAAGAGAUUAAUGAUUUUAAUUCAAUUAUAAAAACUGAACAUGUUAAGCCCUAGAAAAAAUAAUAAUUAGUAUGAUAUUUUGACUUUGGAAGAGUAAAUCAAAAAAUAGUAAUAUUUCCAUUCUAUACUUAUCGGGUG